CACUGUUCAGGCCGGCUGUUUCCCACGCCUCCAUACCGCAAGCUAACAAAAAUAAGCCACCUCGGUGCCAUGUGGAAACUAUAAAAAAAUAUUAUUUGUAACUAUGCUAAUUCCGAAUCGACCGAACGACGCGGGAAUUGGAUCAAAUUUUCCUGUAACUACAGUAACGACAUGAGUAACUACAAAGUGGACCUGAAGUUUUCUGGACUGCGUUCGGUUUUGUAAUAAUGGCAUGGAUUUUGAGUUUAUGACGAUUUAUUUUCAUCAACAUUUUCAACAACCUGGGAGUGUUUUACGCAUGUGUUUUGCAUUUUAUGGACCGUUUUUUUUAACACGAAAAAGAGCAGGAGACGCAUUUCCACCCGUUAGGAAUUCGACGCCUGAAACUUGAAGUGUCCGUGAACGUUGCAGUGUGAAGUCGGUGCAACUCAGCCGUUAGCCUCCGCAGCUAACAGUCAAGACAUGCCGCAGCUGAGCCGCGACGGAGACGACCUGGGAGCGAAUGAUGAGCUGAUCCCGUUCAAAGACGAAGGGGAGCAGGAGGAGAAGCGGAACGUGUCCGCCGGGCGGGACCUGGACGAUGUCAAGUCUUCCCUUGUCAACGAGUCGGAGACCAACAGCAGCUCCGACUCUGAGCAGGCAGACAGACGCCCCAAUCCCCAUCCAGAUGUGGAGAGAGCCAGGCAGAGCCAGCUGUUUGAGGAAGCCCUGAGGAGACAGCAGGGUGCAGGCCUCUUCCAGCCGUCUCCAUAUGUCGGGUAUCCAUUCUUCAUGCUUCCUGACCUCGGGAACUUCUGCAACCCCUACCUCACCAACGGAGCCCUCACACAAAGUGGUCGGACGUACCUGCCGUUUCAAUGGCCUCUGCUGGAUGUACCAGGAAGAGCAGCUGUCAGAGACGCCUCUACUCCUACACACCUGUCCAAUAACGUCCCUGUGAUGCAGCACCCCCACAUGACCCGCCUCCACCCGCUGCUGUCCUACAGCCCCGAGGCCUUCUCUCCUCAGAGGGCCUCACCUGGCUUUUCUCCUGACACAGCAGGUAUGUCGAGGAGCCCUCACACCCCCUGCUACCCCGUCUCCCCUGGAGGAAUGGCUCAGAUCCCACACUCCCUCGGAUGGCUACCUGGACAGUCCAUGUAUCCCAUCGCUGGAGGAUUCUCACCUGCAGCUUUGGCUAUGAAUGCCUCCAGUCUGGUGCCAAGUAGCUUCUCUCCAUGUUUGGUGUCGAACCCCCAGUCGUCAGCUCCCCACUCCGCAGUCGCCCCCACAGCAGUGAAGCAGGAGCCUGCUAGCUGCAGCCAGCCUGGAAACUCUACGUUUGACUCGGAGCGAGAGAAAGAAGAAGAAAAGAAGCCUCACAUCAAGAAGCCGCUCAACGCCUUCAUGCUGUACAUGAGGGAGGAGAGGCCCAAAGUGGUGGCUCAGUGUAACGUGAAAGAAAGCGCCACCAUCAAUCAGAUACUGGGACAGAGGUGGCAUUCUCUGUCCAAAGACGAGCAAUCUAAAUAUUAUGAAAUGGCUCGCAAAGAGAGACUCCUGCACUCAAAGCUGUACCCAAACUGGUCCGCCAGGGACAAUUAUGGUAAGAAGAAGAAGAGGAAGAGGGUGCAGGGUGACGCUCAGUUUGAAGGUGCUGCUGCAGCUUCUGCUGACGACUUCCCACCACAGCUAAAGAAACCUCGUGAGGAGCUACCCCCCACACACACUCCAGUCAUCCAGACUUCACACAUACGGCCCCACCUGACACAGCCGCACACCGUGUCUCACCUGACGCACACCCACCUGUCUCAAGCCAGCCCCGCCUCCUCAUUGGACUCCCCGGCAACUCCCACCACAGCUCUAGCCUCACCCGCCGCCCCGGCUGCGACACACACCGAGCACACAUACUUGUCGCACAGCUACGGCGGACACACCUCGCCCUACACGGAACAGCUGCAGCCGCUGUCCCUCACCACCAAACCCCACCAGACCACCCAGGUCCUGAACCACAACACUAUCACUCCAGGUCCUUCCACGCCCUCCUCCUCCUCCUCAGACACACCUGCCUCCUCACCCCUCACGGUCUCCUCCAUCAGAUCCCCUCAUCCCCCUUUGCUGCUGUCUCAGCCGUUCCUCAUCCUGCCUUCGACCUCCUCCGACCAAUCAGCUGCGAGCUCUCACAGUGCCUUAACUGGUCUGCAGUCUCUGUCACUUUGAACAGCCAAUCAGCUGUGAGGAUCUGCUCCUGCUGAGCAAAACAAGUUUAAUAAAGACAGCAUUAAAUGUA
Molecule: messenger RNA, 2269 nt
Organism: Nematolebias whitei (Rio pearlfish)
Lineage: Eukaryota; Metazoa; Chordata; Actinopteri; Cyprinodontiformes; Rivulidae
Product: transcription factor 7-like 1-A
Exons: 13
Coding region: 463-2199 (578 amino acids)
Biological process (GO): canonical Wnt signaling pathway; regulation of transcription by RNA polymerase II
Cellular component (GO): catenin-TCF7L2 complex; beta-catenin-TCF complex
Molecular function (GO): RNA polymerase II cis-regulatory region sequence-specific DNA binding; DNA-binding transcription factor activity, RNA polymerase II-specific
Source: RefSeq, a predicted model, not a curated record